AUGGCUACUCCCAACAGAACAGAGCCACCCAAUUUCCGCAGAGAAGAACUCAAAUCGCGGUUCUACUCAGUUUUGGAGCUGUCUAAUUCUGAAGCUCCACGCUCCGUCGUCGAGGAGGCUGCGGCCGCGCUUCUUCUGGAAUCAGGGCUUCUUUCCAGAGAACAAUCCGUUCUCCAUUCUUUGCUUGCUGAUCUCCCCGAGGGCUAUGUUGAGCACGCGGAAGAAGCGCUCAGGCAUGCCAACCUAGCCACAUCCACCAUAUCGAUCCUCCACCCUGCCGUUGGGCCUCUGAUCACCUUGUUGGAGAUGAGCCUGGAGAAUGCGCGUUGCUACCAAACCGUUAUCGACCGCGCGGUAAAGGAGGGAGUGGUCGACAUAGAAAUCAUGAUGGAGCUCCUUGCCGAUGAGGGUAAGCUGCAGCUGUUCCUCAUGAGAUCCAUCGCUGCCAUGGACGCCGCCCAUGGACCUCCCCGAACCGCGCCCAAAUAUGUCUUAUCUCUCUCCAGAGCGCCUGCUUAUGAUCUCGAGACGACUUCGCUUCUCAGAGGCCUCAUGGCUCGUCUGCAGUUCGCCAACAAGGGUGCAGAAGCCACUCCCGAGGAAGCCGCUCCCGAGGAAACUCCUCCCAAUGCCAAAGAGACCGGUGGCAAAGUUCCCGAUGCGAAGAUUGAGCCAGACUCCAUUUAG
Molecule: messenger RNA, 687 nt
Organism: Colletotrichum scovillei
Lineage: Eukaryota; Fungi; Ascomycota; Sordariomycetes; Glomerellales; Glomerellaceae
Exons: 3
Coding region: 1-687 (228 amino acids)
Source: RefSeq, a predicted model, not a curated record